ACAUUACAGUUUGAUUUUACCCUGUAAACUUCCGGUUCUCCAACUAAAAUGUCUAAUCAAUAAUAUUCAUCAUACUGUCUCAAAUAACACUUAAAGUGUAUCUUAUCCAUGGUAUCUUUGAAUUUUCAUGUCAAAUGACGGCUUGAGUGUUUAUUUAAACAUGUGUUUGAAUGCAGUUAGAUCAAGUAAAUUGUAGAUUUCCGCUUUAACUCAUAAUUGAAUAUGUACCAUAGGCAGUGGCGAAGUUAAUUUUUCUAACAAUAAACGUUAAUAGAUUGUACAAUAUUUGAAAAUGGAGAAAUAUGUUAAAGUACGAAAAAUAGGAGAAGGUGCAUUCGGGAAAGCAGAAUUAGUCAAGCGGAAAGAUGAUGGAAAUCAAAUGGUCAUCAAAGAAAUUAAUAUCAUUCGAAUGAAUGCUAAAGAACGAGAAGAGGCCAGGAAAGAGGUAGCAGUUUUAGCACAAUUGAAGCAUCCUAAUAUAGUGGCAUACAGGGAAUCAUUUGAAGAACGUGGAUGCUUAUUUAUUGUGAUGGACUAUUGUUCUGGUGGAGAUUUGUAUGCCAAGAUCAACAAUCAACGAGGAGUCCUUUUUGGCGAGGACCAGAUUUUAGACUGGUUUGUACAAAUGUGCCUUGCAAUAAAACACAUUCAUGACAGAAAAAUCCUUCACCGAGACAUCAAAUCGCAGAAUAUUUUCUUGACUAGUCGAGGGCAAGUUCAGCUAGGAGAUUUUGGAAUAGCCAAAGUGCUGAACAGUACUGUAGAGCUGGCUAGGACCUGUAUAGGGACACCAUACUAUCUUAGUCCAGAGAUAUGUGAAAACCUGCCUUACAACAACAAGAGUGAUGUAUGGUCUCUAGGAUGUGUGUUAUAUGAGCUGGCAUCAUUGAAACAUGCUUUUGAGGCUGGUAACAUGAAAAAUCUUGUUUUAAAGAUUAUAAGAGGCUCGUACCCGCCUUUAUCACCCAAGUACAGCUAUGAACUCAGGAACCUUGUCGCGCAGCUGUUUAAACGAGCACCAAGAGAUCGGCCUUCCAUUAACUCCAUACUGAAGAAGUCCUUCAUAUCUCAGAGAGUGCCAAAGUUCCUGAGCUCGGAGGAGUUGGAGUCAGAGUUCAGCCACACAGUGAUGCAUGGCCACAAGUUAGGGCGUGCCCUUCCGCCACCCCCAAAUCCAGCCGCAAGACCCCCUUCUGCCUCUCGCAGUAGACCGGAUAGCGCAGGACCAGCCGCUGCAUCGGCCGCUAAGAAGUACGACCCUUCCAAGAUAUAUGGUCAGCCUGUUGUCAGAAAGUCAAAGGAAAACAGAGCUCCUGGUGAUGUGAGGAAGCGUCCCGGAAGUGCUGGUUCUGGUUCCAGGCCUGGCAGUGCAGCAGGGUCCAGACCAGGUAGCGCUGGGAACCGGCCGGCUAGUAGUCAGGAGAUACAGAAGAAAAAGAUGGAGUUGUUGGAGAAAGAGAAGGUCAGGCGGGAGGAGGAGAAGAAACGAGAGUUUGAGAGGAGACGCCAAGAGCUGCAAGAAAAACAAAAGGUAAACCGUAUAAACAAGGCACGGGAGGCGGGUUGGAAUAGCCUCAUUGGAUCUCUAGAGUCUGACAGCGGGAAAGAAAACCAGAAGCAGGAGAAUAAAGAGCCAGCAAGAGUGCCAGUGGCUGCUGCCCCACCCCCACAAGUAGCCCCCAGGCCGGGUGCUGUUGGUGCGGGUGACUACAACGGCAAUGCAGGCCGUGGAGGGGCAGGCAAGUAUGAGCAGUACAACCAGUACCUGGACAAGCUGGAACGGGAGAGGGAGCUGAGGCAGAAACAGCAGGGCGUGCCUCUACCACAAAAAUCCCCUGCAGCCUACAUGGCAGCCCCUAUGGCAGUCCCACGGCCCCUGCCUGCGGCCCCCAGGAAUGUGCGCCCAGUACCUGCUGACCCCUGGAGGCGAGCCCCUGAACCCUCACCUAUGUAUCAGCCCUACAAUGAACGAGGUCAGAACCAGUCGGAACAAAGAGCCCAGCUAGUGGAUGAGUUCAUCAACCGUCGUAGAGAGGCUGCCAUAAACAAACAUCGAGGCCAGGCUGAGCUGUUUGGGCCAUCUGAUCCUGCGCAGAGACGGGCACAAACACCUGACAAAGCGAGACCGUCAGGAGCGGAUCAGAAGCCGACGCCGGCGGGCGGUGAUCGGAACAAGGAGGAGCAGGAGUAUCUGGAGAGGCUUCGACAGAUCAGGCAGCAGAACUACAACGAGCGCAGGAACCUGCAGGCCAAGGUCGAGCAGAAUAGGAACCCUAAUGCAGAGGAGAGGAAGAAAAAAGCAGAGGCUUUGAAAAAACAGGCCGAGGAUUGGGCCAAGCAGCGGCAGGAAGAGCUGGAAAAGAAGAAACAGGAAUUCCUGGAUAAGGAACGCCAAGCCAGAGAGCAGAGGCAGAUGGCAGCUUUGAACAGGGGAGUGAAGCCAGGUCCAGCAAUGCCUAUCACAGGGGCUGUCAACGCUAUCGGAGCCAAACCAAGGGUGGUGGAAGAACCACCUAAACCACCGACCCCUGGUAUGACCAAUGCGCUGGGAGCCAUAGGAGUCCAGGCCAGGGUUGUGAACAAUGAGGAACCAGAGAGAGCUAAAACUCCCUUACAAAAACAGAAAGAGGACAUUUUGAAGAAAGCAAAUGAAAAGGGGCCACCACAGGGGGCAGAAGAGGCUGUAGAGUCUGCGAGGCCCAAGUGGGGUGCAGGGGACAGGGCCCUGAAGUUUGCAGAGAGUGAGGCAGACGCUGAUAGCAGUCGGUCCCAGUGGGGAGCUCCCAAUGACCUUGACCUUGGCAAGCUCACCUUGGAAGAGACGUCCUCACAGAUGGAAGCUACAAGUGCAAGGGAUAGAGUGAUAGUUAAUCCAGAUUCGGCCAGAAGACAAUGGGGACGCCCUGGUGCAACCGUUGUGAAGGCUUUACAAGGCGUUCCAUUGGUGGAGCAGACUUUUGCCAUGCCUAGCGAUGAAUCAGGUGGCUCCCAAAGUUCUGCCUCAACCAACGAGAGCCCUGCAGUGACUGCUGGGCCCGGGCCUGUAACAGGUGUGGGCUCUACCAUCACAAUAUCCAGCAAGCCUACUGGGGUCGCUGAAAAGAGCCCUGCUAUUAUUGUAGCACGAUCGCCCAUUGCUAAAGGAACCAUUACUUUACGCACUGCUGAUCAAAAUAAACCAGGAGCAGAUAUUACAUCAGAGGAGACUAUACUGAGUGAACUUACUCCAGUGAAAGAAGCUUCUGCCUGCAAAACUCAAUCACCAACCAAAGGGAAAUCACCUUCACACUCCCCGGCAAAGAGAUCACCAGUUCCUUCCCCUGUUUCUGAACUUUCUACUGAUAAUAAUAAAAAUGAACAUACAGAAGCAUCAGAAGAGGACAAACAAGCUGUGGACAAUGAAGAGCAAUCAAAAUCUCUUUCUAAUGUAAAUCAGAAGCCUCCAGUUCCGACUAGAAAGCCUCCUCUGCCAGACAAGCCUGUUGUCUUGCCUAAACCAGUGCUGUUACCCAAGCCCGAUGCACCCAAGGAAUUUGCUUCAAGUCAGCCAGUGUCAGUAAAAAAUGUGGGGGCGGGCACUCUGUUUGAGAAGGUGGAGUUAGAAGAUGAGAACCAAUCAGACAAAGGCAAGAAAGACAGCAGCCAAUCAGAAAAUUCUGAAGAUAAAGUCGUUGUCAGGGAGCUUCCAGAGGAAGGUGAAAAACCAAUGAAGAAAACUGGCCUGGUUCUCGGCAUCACGAUGGGUAGUUUUGACAUCGGCCAUCGAGAACUUCUGAGGACCUGCUCGGAGCCAGAUCUGGCGAGCCUCUUUAAGACAAUGGCUGAAGAAAUGCCUUGCAAAGCUAAGGCUAAAAGUGUGGAAGAUAUGACAACUGUUAAUGAGGAGGAAGAAAGCCUGGAGGAUGUGUAUGACAAUAUGGGGCAGGCUGUCCUGUCAGCAGAGGCAGCUGGAGAUGAGGAGGAGGACCUAGGGGCAGGAGUAGAUGUCCCCAUUGGUAGUAGUGAGGUGGCGGUCACCCCUAGGGUGGAGGGCCAGGAGGAAAAUGAGGGGAAGAAGCAGGAGGCUGAUGACAAUGAUGGGGAUGAUGUCGAGUUCCAGGAUGAUGAGGAUGAAGAUCUACAAGAGUUGAUGAGUGUACGUGAAAGUAUGCAGAGAGUUGUUGAUUCUGAUGAAGACAGUCAGAAGAGUCCAAUCAAGUUCAGCCUGUCCAGUGACAGAGAGAGUCGCAUGUCCAGUGAUAGAGAGAGUGGCAAUGGGGGCGCUGACCUUGACACAGAGGAGGAUCAGAUGGACGGGGAGGAGGGGGUUGAUAAUGAGGCUGGAAAUGAGGGGGAACAAGAGGAGGAGAUUAUUGAUCAAGAUGUUGCUGAUGGUGAUGUGAACCGCUCCAUAUCUGUUGAUAAUGAGAACAUAGAGACACCAGAGGACAGCCAUGAUGAUCAGUCGGAACUUUUCCCCACUGACGACAGUGACAGCGAGUUUAACGAUGGUGAUGAUGCUGCUGACUUUGACGUGUUUGGUCGCCUGGAGGCAUCUCGAGCACAGCUGGAGGAGGCAUUGGGGGCCACAAAACUUGUCAGGGUCUACAAAACAGUACAGGCCCUAAUGGAAGACGAGGAUGAGAACAUGGAGGAGGGAGCCAGGCUGGCUAUUGAGAUGCUGGGAGCCGAUCACAAGCACCUGUAUCCACAGAUCUUCCAGCUGGUCAUGGCCGACGCUGCGUUCACUGAUGACAAUCUGAGCUGAGGCGCAGAGGCAAAACAAUUGCAAGUUUUCAAUGUGCAAUGGAAUAACAAUGGAAUAACAGGACAGCUGUUGAAAGAACCAAUAUCAACCUAACAUUUAAAUUGUUUCCUGAUUAUUUACUGUCUGGUGUUUUCAGUGUUAAACCUAAGGAUGUGUGCUGUGGGGAUGGCUUAUAGGUACUUAGUAAAAUGUGUUGCGAUGUUAAUGUUUGAAAGAUUAUGUUUAUAAAUAUAAGUGAUUUAUGAAUAAUUUACAGAGUACCAUAUAUCUAAAAUGGAUAUAUUCAAAAUAUUGCAUUUAUUUGAUUACAUUUGUAGUAUUUGAACAUUAAUAUGUUCAUUCUUACAUGUAGAUGCUAGGUGGGAGGUACAUUGAAACAUUUAUGUAUUAAAUUUUGUUGCAUUUUAUAUGCAUACUUUUUUUUACUGCUCUACCUUUUUAUGCAACAGAAAUUUCCAAAAUAUUCAAUGCUAUUGUGCUUAACUCUGAAGAUGUGUGAUAUAGUAUAAGUAUGACUGUCAUACUCAUAGAGUUGCUUAUCAUUUUACUUCAGCCCUUACUUCACCUGUGUUACAUAUAUUUGGCAUUAGCAUAGUAUAUUCAUACAAGUUUAUUGUUUAUGUGAUAAUUACAUCGUCUCUGCUACUUAAAUUGUUUGUGAUAUUUUUUCGACUACUAUAUGCAUUUCAUUUUCCUGCUUAUGACAGAGCCUUUAUUGGACAAAUUUUAUUUGUGCUAGCUUAAAGCUGUCUAUUGACUAAUUUUUUUUCAUAUUGUUUUGAAUUUGUAAUGUUGUUUUCCCCCAAAAAUGGUAAAUUCAUUUAAUCUGUAUCAUUAUCAUAUUGUUUAGAAGUGUUUCAACGAAUCAGCAAGCUGGGCAACGAAUCAGCAAGCUGGGCUACCAAUAAUCCUCUGGCCCUUGCAACAGGCAAUUUAAAAUAAUCCAUGCUAGCUCAACAGCUGAUUACAUUGUGAAAGAAUGAUGGAAUUGCAGAAUAGCAAAUAUAGUCUGACUGUCUGACACUAGACAGUUUGUUUGGUCAUUAAACUAUUUGUAGAGUUGCAUUUAAAGUUAUGUUUACAUUUUAAGGCAUAAGAGUCUUUUACCAUCUUCAUAUUACAUUUUGAAGCAUCUGUAAAAGAGUGUUAUAAAAUAAUAUAUUUGCCUACUAGCAAAAUGGCGCUUAAUAAAUGUGACUAAAGUGUCUUCCAAUACUAGCCUGUGCAGUCCACACAGGCUAAUCAUGGACUACACUUCUGCCUGGACUGGAUUUUUUUUAAAGAUGAGACUUAAUCUGUUAUGACACACUAUGUAUAUAGCGUAGUUCAUAUUUAUUAUAGUUUUAUAAAUUAAAAAGGCGAUAGGCCUAUCUGAAUCCGUCCUUGCGUGAAAUAGAUGAUGUUCACCAUUUCAUCCCUUGCGUAUUUUAUUAAUGAAGUUUUGUCUUAAAGUAAAGCAAUUGUAAACUUACUUAGAUAUAAGGCUAUAUGAAAAAUCGUUUUAAAUAAGCUUUCCUGUCGAGUGCUGGAAGUGAGAAUUAUUUGGGUAAAUGUCAAUUUUAUAAAUAUUUAUGUUUUGCGUCCUAUAUGAUUUCUGCAUGUUACUUUUAUACAAUUCAGUCUUAUGCUAUAUUGUUUCUACAAAGUUUGGUUGAGUUAAAGAUGCUCAAUAUAUACAUGUGGGCGUCACAUAAGAUUAGUUUAAGAUUCUUUAUUGAAAAUGAACAUGUGCUUAGUCAAUCUAGAAAUUGACACUAGUUAAUAAUUUACCAUUAACUACGUUGGUUAUUUAACAUUUCAUAGAAGCAAAUAAUUAGAUUAUUGUGAAAAAGUGUCUAUUAUAUAUGCAUAUGUAUUAAAACGUUGUCGUCUGAUUUAAA
Dreissena polymorpha is the source of this 6627-nucleotide messenger RNA. RefSeq names its product serine/threonine-protein kinase Nek1-like. Gene Ontology annotation, biological process: protein phosphorylation. The transcript has 39 exons. Gene Ontology annotation, molecular function: protein kinase activity; ATP binding. The record is from RefSeq and is a predicted model, not a curated record. NCBI's taxonomy places the organism in Eukaryota, Metazoa, Mollusca, Bivalvia, Myida, Dreissenidae. Bases 293 to 4747 code for a protein of 1484 amino acids.